GAUGUAUGUCAGGAUCCCCAUGACAGAACCCCAAAUUUGGACUUCUAACUGCACUCUGCCCCUGAUGUGGCACUGCAAAUUACAAGAUGACAAAGAAACAGUCUUUGGACUUUGGGAGCCGAUCCUGGCCUGAGAAUUGGCUCAGCAAUGUUGCUAGGAGCAUGUGCGCUUUCCAGGCUGUGUCUCCUUGUGGCUGUACUAUGGUCUGAGAGUUUCUCUAGAUUUCCCGACCCUUGCCUCGAUGAUCCAGACUACGAUGAGCUGGUGAAGAUUGCAGAAAACGGGCUUGGAAAGGCAGCUCAUCCAGUGGAGGUGGUCCUUGUAGGGGCAGGCAUAAGUGGACUCACUGCUGCCAAACUGCUCAGAGAUGCCGGUCACAUGGUUACAGUUCUGGAAGCCAGUGGUCAUGUGGGAGGACGAAUCAGGACCUAUCGAGAUGAGACACAAGAUUGGUACAUGGAGUUAGGAGCCAUGCGUUUGCCAAGCACCCACAGAAUUGUUCGUGAAUUUAUUACGCAAUUCAACCUUUAUCUGAACAAGUUCUCUGAGAUGGAUGACAAGGCCUGGUAUUUGGUUAAUGGUGUCAGGACAACAGCUGGGAAGGUCAAACAGAACCCUGAUAUCUUGAAUUAUACUGUGGCUCCAUCAGAGAAAGGUAAAUCUGCUAAGGAACUUUAUGUAGGAAUUCUGCAGAAGGUUUGUUUAUUGGGUGAUUGUAUAAAGGAAGGUAAAUUACCAGGCCUGAUUCUGAAAAAUGCCCCUAACUUCUACUGCAGCACAGGAGGACUCUUCUUCUGUAGUAUGUGCUGGUCUCCCCCUCUCUUUUCCCAGCACAUCCCUUCUCAAUACCAUUCCAAUCCACAAUACAUCCUGAGUCAGGGGAAUCUUAGACUGCUGCCUGCAUGGAGCUAUAAUACUCCUUGUAGGGGAUUUACCAUGUGA
This is a messenger RNA of Gopherus evgoodei (Goodes thornscrub tortoise), 942 nucleotides long. Its product is annotated as L-amino-acid oxidase-like. The record is from RefSeq and is a predicted model, not a curated record. The transcript is spliced from 5 exons. Gene Ontology annotation, biological process: amino acid catabolic process. Gene Ontology annotation, molecular function: L-amino-acid oxidase activity; polyamine oxidase activity. The coding region runs from base 148 to 942 and encodes 264 amino acids. NCBI's taxonomy places the organism in Eukaryota, Metazoa, Chordata, Testudines, Testudinidae.